This is a messenger RNA of Hippoglossus stenolepis (Pacific halibut), 6074 nucleotides long. It is a transcript of the gene tbc1d25, whose product is annotated as TBC1 domain family, member 25. Gene Ontology annotation, molecular function: GTPase activator activity. Gene Ontology annotation, cellular component: autophagosome. The record is from RefSeq and is a predicted model, not a curated record. Gene Ontology annotation, biological process: regulation of autophagosome maturation; activation of GTPase activity. The transcript has 7 exons. Lineage: Eukaryota; Metazoa; Chordata; Actinopteri; Pleuronectiformes; Pleuronectidae. The coding region runs from base 143 to 2740 and encodes 865 amino acids.
UUAACCGAGUGCAGAAGAAGAUCACGAAGCAGAGGAAGUGGAGCAGCGCUAGCUCCGAUCAUAUUAUCGAUCACCAUGUCUCCUUCUUAGACGCAAAACAAAGCCCAGAACAAACAUCCUGCUCCAGCACGGACUCUUGAAGAUGGCAGGCGAGGAGGAGAGAGGGGUGGUCCGUGUCAGAGUCAAGAAAUGUGAUGGGGUGCUUCCAGUGGAGUUUCGGUCCUUUGCUGUUGAUCCUCAGAUAACAUCACUGGAGGUUCUGCAGCACAUUCUCAUCAGAGCCUUUGAUUUGAAUGGGAAGCGGAGCUUUGGGAUCAGUUACCUGUCUCGGGAUAGGAGUGGUGCUGAAAUGUAUCAGUCUCUGGUGUCAGACUCGGAUUUGGAUGUUGCAUUUGUCAGUGCAGCCAAAACAUACCUACAGCUCAAGAUGGACAUAAAACCUUCAGAAGACAGUCCUGUUAUGGAGGACUGGGACAUCAUAAGCCCCAAAGACGUGAUUGGCUCUGAGCAGCUUCUUGCAGAGAGGACGAGGUCUCUGGCCUCCGCCGCUCUUCCUUUCACCCAGUCUCUACUGUCCCAGAUGGGCCGGACAUUGUCCAAGGUCCAGCAAGCUUUGAGCUGGUCUUAUGGGGAGGAGAUCAAGCCUUUCAAGCCUCCUCUCAGUGAUGCUGAGUUUCACAGUUACCUCAAUGGUCAGGGCCAGUUGACACGACCCGAGGAACUCAGACUGCGAAUCUAUCAUGGUGGUGUGGAGCCUUCUCUGCGCAAGGUUGUGUGGCGGUACCUCCUGAAUGUGUACCCUGAUGGACUGAGUGGACAGGAAAGAAUGGACUACAUGAAGAGAAAGACAAGGGAGUAUGACCAGCUGAAGAGAGAGUGGACAGCCCGGGUCAGUCAUGAGGACCUUGAAUUUAUUCGCGGAAAUGUUCUCAAAGACGUCCUGAGAACCGACCGGGCUCAUCCUUACUAUGCUGGCUCAGAAGACAGUCCACAUCUGACUGCACUUACAGACCUGCUCACCACUUUUGCCAUCACACACCCACAGAUAUCAUACUGUCAAGGCAUGAGUGAUAUCGCCUCCCCUAUACUUGCAGUAAUGGACAAUGAGGCGCAUGCCUUCAUUUGCUUUUGUGGCAUAAUGAAGCGUUUGGAGGGAAACUUCCGUCCAGAUGGGCAACUCAUGUCUAUUAAAUUCCAGCAUCUAAAGCUGCUUCUGCAGUACUCGGACCCAGAAUUUUACUCUUACCUGGUGUCCCGAGGAGCUGACGACCUCUUCUUCUGCUACCGCUGGCUGCUCCUGGAGCUCAAGAGAGAAUUUGCGUUUGAUGAUGCUUUACGGAUGCUUGAGGUCACCUGGAGCUCCCUGCCUCCGGAUCCGCCUGAGACCGAAGUGGAGCUUCUUGGACCGCCACUAGACGCUGAUGAAACUGUGACCUACAAAGACAAGACAGUCGAGACCUUCCUCAGAGAUGAUAAGGAACAAAAAGAGAAGCAGAGGAGGAGACAUAUGUUGAGGCCUUCAAGAGAAGAAGCAGAUGCGACCAGGAAUGCCGUCAUAGAACAAAAAGACAGGCAAAAUGUAGGUGCUGGAACAGGAAGUGAGGGCAGUGAUUGUGACAUUAAUCAAGUGAGUCUGGUAAAGUCAGAUUUUCAGGCUCCUUUUGAAAAGCAAACAAGUUUUGGAGAGUUUAAAUACUAUACUGCCAGAAAUGAAGAUAGCUUUGAUAUGGAAGAUGGUGACCAACCACAGGGUUUGGCUUUUUCAAAGUCGGUACCAAACAUCCCAAGUCGCCAGUCUACAGUUGAUAGUGAGGGGGAUCCAGAAGAGAGAACACCUCUCAUAAAAAACUGUGAAAUUGGUUUCUCUCCAAUAUCAUCACCUCACCUCUUUCAUAGUGGCCUACCUAUUUGGAAAAGUGGCUCAUCUGUGUCUCUGACAUCUUCAGCUUCCCCCUCCAGCUGGCCAGGAGCGUCUCCAGACUUACCUCCGAAGUCCACAUCCCCAUCCACAAACAAUGGGAGAGAGGCCUUACCAAGCACUGUUCCAAAAAUAUUGACCUCCGUCGCCCAAGUGCUAAGCGAUACAGGGAUCAACUCUCCCACAACCCCCACUGCAAAAACAUCUAUUGCAUCUCCCUCCCACCCUCAGAAUCGAUCCCUUCUCUCUUCACCUAUUUUGUCCUUUGGCAGAGGCCCCUCGUUGUCUGGCAGCAGGUCAUCCACCAACAAUCUUCCUUCGCCAGGCAACAAAUCUCCCAGCACCGCAGCUAACACACCCAGUUCUCUGAAAGCUGAGACCACCAGCAUCAAAUCGUGUUCGCUGCCGCCUCCGCAAGAGUUCGGCAAAGGCAAUCCCUUCAUGCUGUUUCUGUGCCUGUCCAUCCUGCUGGAGCACCGAGACCACAUAAUCAAGAACAGCUUGGAUUACAAUGAGCUAGCCAUGCACUUUGAUCGGCUAGUGCGCCGCCACAACCUUAGCAGGGUGCUGCAGCGAGCCAAGGCCUUAUUUGCAGACUACUUGCAGAGUGAAGUGUGGGACUCAGAGGAAGGGGAUGAGGUUAGCUCUGACUCCCCAACAACAAUUACCGCUGUGCAACACUCCCCUUCUUCAACCAUCUCUGCCAGGCCUAUUUACAGCCCUUUAGCCUCGCCUCAGUCAUCAUUUCAAAACUCAACCUAUAACCUCACAACCACCAUUCCCUCCCCAACAGCUCAAGUUUCCCUUUCCCCCGCUUCCUGAUUCCAUCAACACUAGAUUCCCAACCUCAGCGAAAGACUGAUUGUGGCCUGUUGGAGGUGUCCACCUUUUUAGCCAGCCUUCCUAAUUGAAUUGGGCUGUUAAUAAUCUUCUCAUUCUGUGUAUGCUUGAAUAUGUAUUUAUAUUCCUUUGGUCAGUAGUCAUUGUUAUCUUUUAUUUUUCUCCUAAAACCUUCCAGUUAAUAGAAUGGAGGUCUGUCCUUGAUGAAAGAGCUUCAUUUCUUUUCAUGUCCUCUGUUGUUGCUGAUGCAUGAUGUUUAAACCCUGUGAUUCAGGUGUCAGAUAGUUGGGCUGUCUGAGUUUUGCCAGAACCAAUAACAGUUUAGCCACCUGGUGCAUUUAACCUGAGUUGGUGCAUUUAACCUGAGUUGCCCUCUUUUUUAAACUUUGUUUACAAACUUAUGUUAUGUCCUAUAAGCCACAAACGUGUCUUAACUAAAACACUCAUGUUUCUUUAGUUAAAAACAAAAGGGAAUUCCACACUCUGAUAUACUGAAAGUAACGGUUUGAAUAGUUCUUAUUCAUAAGGACUUUUACAGAAACGACUCAUCUUAUCAACCAAGCUCUAAGUCGUCAGUGAGUCACAAAAUAAACUGAUGACAUAAAUAGCCAGCACACAUACUUAACCUCACCUUUCUGACCGAGCCCUGCCACCAUUUGCUUUGCUUCUGUACGUUUGUCUAUUAUGAUAAAACAAAGAUGAUGAUGUCAGAGUGAUGUCAUCGGGGGUCAUCUCAGCUUGGGCUUGGAGCCUUUAUCACAAUUUUGGGUUGCAGCUAGGAUCACUUAAGCAUGCAUGAGUCCAACAAAGAUCCUUUUGAACUGCAUCUUGUUCAAGCUCUUUCUCUUUUUUGUCCCUGAACUUUUUGUACCUGAAAAUACAAACUUGUGGUCUGGAGCAUUAAUUCAAAAGCUGUUGUGAACCAGUGUCUGCUGGAUUUCUACUUUUACUCUUCCCAAGUGCUGUUGCAUGUGGAUGUGAUAAGAUAGAGAGAAGAGUCCUACAUUCCUCCACUUAAAGAUUCCCAUUGAUACCACUCUGCUCUAGAUGAGCCAGAAUUAAUGAAUAUGUCUUUCAGCCUUUGGUCCUCUUGUUGCCAUGAGCUGGAUCAUUUUUAAUUUUGUGUGAUGAUUAAACUUUCUUACUGCUUCUGUGAAACAACAGGUGAUGGUAGAUGAUGUACAGGAGACAUGUGGCUGAGGUUUCCAUAAAUUUGGGUAUAAUUAAUAUGAAUCAGUGACAUGGUCAAAAGUGGGGGGGGGGCACUUUAGCUAAACAAUCUUUACACCGUUAUUUUGGCUUUGUUUCUCUUUUUCUCAAUUUUGAAUGUGACUCAGCCAAUCAAGGUCAUAUCCAGGUCGGUAGCUGGGGUGUCUGUGGUUAUAACAGGACAAUGUGGCUGAUCUUUUAUGUCGUCAUGUUACACAAUGAGGUGAAGUUGUGUAGUGUUUGUGCAGAGCUGCAGGGAGCAGUUUGGUGUGGAUCUACAUACACUGUAUGUAUGCUGGACUCAUACAUUCAAACUACAACAGUCAUGAAGAAAGUACUGUACUUUAGUUAAAGGCGGGUCAUCAUUUCAGCACUUUGGUUAUUGCUGUUUGCCAAAGACUGUUUGACUUUUUGUGUUUUGUCUGUGUUCAUUGAAUGCACAUUUGCUAAUAUCACACAUGAAAGUCUGUUUGCUUCGUGUGAUCACUGAAAUUGGAAAAAAAAGUCCUGGCUGUAUAUUCAUUAUGUUAACAUUUGAUUCUUCAGUGUCAUAGACAUUCUAAAGUAGAAGAUGAUGUGAUACCACCUGACGUAGCCAUUGACACAAAUAUUAGCCUAUUUACAACCUUUGGAAGAGAAGUGCCUCACUUGUUUGAAUCACUAGCCUUGAUUUUUUAUUUUUUUUUGUCCUCUUAACAUUUGUCUACGUAAGUUCAUCACACAUGCUGAUCCAAAAAAUCGAUGAAACAAUGUGACUGGAUUGUAUCAGUGACAGCUCUUAUGCAUGGUGUUCACUACAGAGUUCAUUUAGGAGAGAGGGUAAAACAGCAUCUAACAACAUUUUGUAGAAUCUGCAUACUUCUAAGAUUCUUAUCUCAAUAUGUCAUGUCUGUCAGGACAUGUGGAAAAAUGAGUGUCCAUAUUUUUUAUGUUAUACUUUUCUUUGAGCUACUGAGUCAAAACUAGUCUAAAUACAUUUGUACACAUUUUGAAUUGAGUUAAUCUAUGAGUCCAAAUUAUUGAUCCUGUGUCUCCAUUUGGUCCAAAAUUGUAUCAAAUGUCAAACGUGACUUAACCUUUCAUGUCAUUUUUAUUUGCAUAAUUGAAAGACCCUGAGAGCUAAUUUAAAUAUUAAAUUGAGAUAUUCCAAUUGCAACACAACAAAGUCAGCAGUCAGGAGUGCUAUGCUCAUGUAAUCAUAAUAUUAGCUUGUGUUUGUUUGACAGUGAUUAGAAAAUGUUGACAUGGCUCAGCCUUGAUCAUUGCACAUAUUGAUCUCGGUUAAAAUAAUGUAGAUGAUGUGCUGCAUAACUUAAAGAAUCAGUCAAACACAGAGUUUUUAGUUAAUAAAUCCUCAGAGGUGCACCUGCUGAUUUUGUUGUCAUGCCACAAACAGAUUUUCUCCCAGCUUGUUGUUGAUGUUUGGGAUUUCAACAUAACUCAGUCAUAUGGGAAAAUCUGGGAAACAACAUCAGGGAGUGUUAAGAUUUUUUUGAAGAUUCAUUUUUUUCCUCAGCACUGUUUACUUUUAAGACUGAAGGCUUGUCUUGACUCUUCUGUUCUUUCUGCUGUUGUGUAUGCUUAGUAAUCUGUAAUGCAGAGGGCUGAAGUGAAAUACUUUUGCUAGAAGUUUGCCCUCAGGGCUUUAUGCUACAAAGCUUUUCUGGUAUCAACUUCAGUUUUCGAGUACGGUUUGGUGAAGUUUAGGUUAUUAGAUGACUUAUGUAUAGGAACAGAACAUGGUUUGUGUUAAAUCUGAUCCUUUCACUACAUGAACCUCGUGCAAAGGUUUUCUGACAGAAAGGCAAACUUCUAACAUGUGCAAGUGAUCUCAUGUCUUUAGAAAGACCUGUGUGAUUAUUGUGGUUAUUACUCGUACUAUCUGGUUCAGCCUCCUUUUGUACAUCAGUAUUUAAUAGCAUAUUUAAAAAGAACUGAAACAACUGGACUAGGUGGACUAUGAGCUCACAAUAUGUGCAUUUGCAAAAAUGUAUUUGAUUAUAUCAUUAAAUUAUAUAUGUGCACAAAGUAAAACUUUUUAAUCAUACAACACACAACAGUGUUACCGAUAGUAUAUUGGACACAAAUAAAUAAUAAUCAGUGCAAA